This is a messenger RNA of Prorocentrum cordatum, 603 nucleotides long. Lineage: Eukaryota; Dinophyceae; Prorocentrales; Prorocentraceae. The record is from the annotation of a GenBank genome assembly.
GCGCUGGACCCCGACAGCGACUCCGACUCUGACGCCGAGGACUCCGACGACAGGCCAGAGUACGCCGUGCUGGACAUGAACGUGCCGCGGACCGCGCUGGUCAUAAACGUCUCGCACGUCCUGAAGCGCCUGAACGGGUGCUGCAGCCUGAACCAGUUGACGAAGAGCAUCAAGAGCUUCAAGGAAAGUACAGGCGUGACGCUGGAGGCGUUCCUGCGGGCGCACCCCAACAACUUCAAGCUGGAAGGGCGGAUCGUCUUCCUCGUGGACCGCGACGGCAACAAGUGGGAGCCGCCGAUGGACGCCAGAAAGGGCGAGGUGGCGGUCGUGAAGGGAAAGGGCAAGGGCAAGGCCAAGGACGGCCGCUCGCUACUUCUCGCGGCCGACGCCCGGUGGGAGGGCGGAGUUUCUAGAGGCAUUGCGGGUGGAAGGGUCGCCCUCGGCAUGGCAAUAUUGGGCAUCUGGAGCCCCCAGGGCUGCUCGGUGGCACACUGGGAACCGCCCCCCGAAUUUGUGGCGAGAUCUCCAGGGAGUGCGUUACAGAGCGACCCGUGGUCAAAAAGGGGUGGCCGCUUCUCGCACUGUGUUCAAGGCAUGCCGUAA